AUGGCGCCCGUGAUCCCAUACACGUACAUCCAAUGCCCCUGCUCUGACAGCUCGGCUCUCGAUCGCGGAAACGACACCCACUCUAACGACUCCGUCGACGACGAAGAGCGCACCUUCGACCCGCGUGCCCCUCGAUCAAACUACAGCCUCUACCCCCUCGAAUACCUCCUCUACUGUGAAGAUUGCCAGCAGAUACGAUGUCCGCGAUGUGUCAACGAGGAGGUUGUGACAUACUACUGCCCCCACUGUCUCUUCGAGGUUCCUAGCAGUAACCUACGAAGCGAGGGCAACAGAUGCACACGAAGCUGCUAUCAAUGCCCAGUCUGCAUAGCCCCGCUUCAGUCCAUGUCCAUGGCACCGUCUCAUGACCCGAGUCAUCUGGGUGGCGAAGGCUCCUCCAGUCACGCAGGCACAUAUGCCCUCUUCUGCCAAUAUUGCAACUGGUCUUCGAGCGAGAUUGGGAUCGAAUUCGAUCGGCCGAGCGGCAUCCACGCCCAGCUGGCCAAGGUGAAGAAUGGCGGCGAACACAGACUCACGGCAAAGGAGAUCAAGGAAAGGCGAAAGGAGAAUCCGGAAGAGCCUCCCAUCCCCGACGACCAGCUCGAUACAGACCUGCAAUUCACAACCCUAAAGUCAUUCUAUCAGACGCAAUUGGCGGAUUCAAACACAUCGGCCAGCGGUAUGCAGUUCGACAGCGUCGGCUUCUCGUCCCCCGCAGCCCUCUCUCGUAUAAUGUCCCUAUACACCGGCCAUGGCCACCCAGGCCGGAAGAGACAAGGCCCGUCCGAUGUGAUGCGAGAGGCGUUGACAACCGAUGAGGGCCUGAAGGUUGUUGACCUAGAUGAGUCCACUGCCAUCAAGAAGCUACAGCAGCUAGGAUGGGAUGAGACCGCUUCAACCCAGCAGAACCUAGAACAAACUGAGGUUUCCCGUUUUCAAGACGGCCUACGGCCGAUACCAUACCUUCUCCGUACGAAACGCUCCAAGCGUUGUUCCGUCUGCCGACACAUCAUCUCCAAACCCGAGAACAAGGUGCAGUCCACGCGAUUCAAAAUCCGUCUGGUCGCCAAGUCGUACAUUCCCAACAUCACCAUCCGCCCUCUCAAUCCUACAGCGCCUCCUGUGCCUACGACAUCCCGGCCGCAAAACCCAGAGGAACCCUCGUUAGAGCCCCUGAAGCCCUAUCACUACAUCGUCACUUUCAAGAACCCCUUGUUCGACAACAUCAAGGUAACCCUAGCCACUCCGAACACCACGCCUGGCCGGUUCUCCAGCAAGGUCACCGUCCUAUGUCCUCAAUUUGAGGUAGACGCGAACACAGACAUGUGGGAUGAUGCCCUAAAGGACGACGGUCGAGAUCGGAGACGCAAGGGCGAGGAGAGUAAUGGCCAGCUUGAGGCGGGCAAGAUCUGGGAACGAGGCCGCAACUGGGUCAGCAUCGUGCUAGAGGUAGUACCAGCGUCACUACGGCUCGAUGACCAGGAGCCAGACGAGGACGAGGUGGUAGACAAGAGCCCUCUCAAGGAGGACGAAGACGUUUUGGAGAUACCCAUGUUUGUGAGGAUGGAAUGGGAAGCUGACUCUCAGCAGGACGUGGGAUCAGCUCCGGGCAAAGACAGGGAUGGCAGGGAGAAGAGGGAGUUGGCAUACUGGUGUGUACUUGGGGUGGGCCGUAUACGUCACGACUAG
Ilyonectria robusta is the source of this 1689-nucleotide messenger RNA. Its product is annotated as dynactin p62 family-domain-containing protein. Gene Ontology annotation, cellular component: dynactin complex. Bases 1 to 1689 code for a protein of 562 amino acids. Lineage: Eukaryota; Fungi; Ascomycota; Sordariomycetes; Hypocreales; Nectriaceae. The record is from RefSeq and is a predicted model, not a curated record. The transcript is spliced from 2 exons.